Molecule: messenger RNA, 966 nt
Organism: Diatraea saccharalis (sugarcane borer)
Lineage: Eukaryota; Metazoa; Arthropoda; Insecta; Lepidoptera; Crambidae
Source: the annotation of a GenBank genome assembly
GUUCUCAUUUUAUUCAUCCAACCAGGCUGCUGCUAUAAUGAUAAAAUUAUAGUUUAAUUAUAUCAUUGAAAACCUUAACAGUUGCCAAAUAAUGUGUAUCAUCCUCACUCUGAUUUACACAACCGUAUAAUAUAGUGUAAUAUAAUCGACAGCUCACACAAUGGAACUCUUGGAAACUAUUUAUCGAAAUAUAAGAUUACAGCUCGCAAAUUUACCGGCAAAUAUUCCAAAAACAUUUGAAUCCGUUAAUAAAGCUGUAAAUAAAUUAAGGGUUCCACCGUUUACUAAAGAAAAUGUAUUGUACUACUAUUUACCAAUGCAAGGUCUCGUUAGUUACACAACUUUAUCAGUGAGUGUAAUGAAUCCUCAUUUAAUGGUCAGAUUAUUUCCUCGCCGAGAUAUUACGGACGUAUUAUUUUUGUCAGCGGGUGGAGGAGCAGGACUAUGGCUGUGGGCACGUCCACACAUGGCUGCUGCAGCGCCUACUAGGCGGUUCUCAUGGGCUUUUCUUGGAGGAUGUCUCUGGCCUUUAGGAUCAAUAUUUUUAUGGGCAAUCUUGAGAAGUUCAAUAGGUCAGCGUCCUAUUCUUGGUACAGUACUAGGUAUCACUACUGGUGCAAUGCUCACAAAUAUUGCCCUCGAUUAUUUCCAUUAUGUAGAACUUAUGUUUUGUGGUGAGGUUCAUUUACCAGAAGAAACAUAUUCACCUAAUAGUGAUGAUGAAAAAUAUGAUAUUGAUAUUUAAAGUUUAGUACUAACAUUUUUAGCUUUGCUUUAUAUUGUAAAUAAUGGACAUGAAUUAAGUGUAAUUUAGGAAGAUAUUGGAUUAUUUGGUAGAAGUUAAGGUUUUUGGUUUAUACAGCAUAAUAUUUGAAAUAUUAAGUACCUUAUUUAAGUAAAGUAAUCAUAAUCUUGUCUUUACACACUUAAGUGUUGUUAUUAAAUUAUCCAUGUACUGCUUUGUCU